CCGAGCUCCAGCCGCCAUUUUACAUCCUCUGCUCACGAACAGCAAGAAGCUCAGUGGAAAUGGAGAACCAGCUUUGUAAGCUUUUUGUUGGUGGACUGAAUGUCCAGACCACCGAUGAAGGCCUCCGCAAGCAUUUCGAGCAGUUCGGAACUUUGACCGACUGCGUCGUGGUGCAAAACCAGCAACUAAAGCGCUCCCGCUGUUUCGGUUUUGUGACCUACUCCAUGCCAGAGGAAGCGGAUGCCGCCAUGGCCGCUAGGCCUCAUGUGCUGGACGGCAACAACGUGGAGCUGAAAAGAGCAGUGGCUCGGGAAGACGCGGGAAAGCCAGAAGCGCUCGCAAAGGUCAAGAAAAUCUUUGUCGGUGGUCUUAAAGACGACAUCGAGGACCAGCAUCUCGUCGACUGCUUUACGCAGUUCGGUGCCGUCGAGAAAGCCGAGGUGAUCACGGACAAAGAGACCGGCAAGAAGCGUGGCUUCGGCUUCGUGUACUUCGAGGACAACGACUCGGCCGAUAAGGCUGUUGUGCUCAAAUUUCACAACAUCAACGGCCACAAAGUGGAGGUGAAGAAAGCCCUGACCAAGCAGGAGAUGCAGAGCGCCGGGGGUCGUGGCGGUGGCGCACGCGGAGGACGAGGAGGACGCGGCAUGGGAAGACCUCAAAAUGGCUACGGCGGCGGAAGAGGCGGUGGCUAUGGAGGCAACUAUGGCGGCGGCUACGGCGGAGGAAACGACGGCGGGUAUGGCGGCGGCUACGGAGGUGGCUACAGCGGCGGGUAUGGGGGUGGCUACGGGGGCGGCUACGGGGACCAAAUGGGAGGCUACGGCGGUGGCAACGGCUACAAUGACUUUGGCAGCGGCUACGGCCAGCAGGCCUCGGGCUACGGUCCCAUGAAAGGUAAUUACUCGGGCAGAAACAGCGCUCCUUACUCCCGCGGUGGCGGCGGCGGUGGUGGUGGUUACGGCGGCAGGGGGGGUUACGGAGGCCCGUAUUAAAGAGUGGGUUUUAUAAAUAGCGUAAAGUUCCUCCUCACCCCAGGACUCGAGUGAAUUUAGCACAUCCUUACACAAGAAACUUCGCUCUAAUCCGGCCUAGCUGAAUGUGUAGGGAGACACGGCGUUUACAAUUACAACACAGUGAUCAAGUUAAGACCUCCAUCUUAUCACCGUAUCCUCCUCCCUAAGGCACUAGGCGGAAUUUCACCAAGACAUAGGACUCUUACUCCGGAUCCUUAUUUUAGGACUCUACAAAUGGUGGCAGGGUUUAGACUUACCUGUCGUAAAACUAUUUUUUAUUUUUUUUUAACCGAGAUAUUUUUGUCUUUUGAAUUAAGUUAAGAUUAGUACACUUGCUUUGUUAGCCUGUUUUUUUUUCUUCUUCUUUUUAGUACAUGUAUUGUAUGUUGUGUAUUUCUUUUUUACAACUAAAAGUGUUAAACAUGGGACAUUUUCCGAUCAACUAGCCAUGUUAAGUGUCGUUUUAACGAGGCUUGUUGCUCAGUAACAGAUUAAAGCAGGCUGGGUGCGACUCCCGCCUGAGAGGUCACGUGUCCUAUGGCCGCUCAUCGCACACAGACGCGCAGCUUCCAAUCAACACCAUGUUAAAUAGUUCAGUGGUUAUUAUGAACAUUGUCCUAGAUGUUAACAGUGAACUUGUUUCUUAGCUUUUGGUCUAGUUUAUUCCCUGUUCGAGUAAAAUAAUUAAGUCGACUUCCUUUAAAUGAUGUCUCAUUGUAUCACUGCUUAAAGCUAUUAAAUAUUGUUUAUUCCAGUUCCAAGCACGCUGUAUGUAUUUCUAUGAAUAAAAAAAAAAGUUCUUACCCAAUUAGCUAUUAUGUCUUUCACUAGAUGAGCUUUUCUGUAAGCUGGUAGACUAAACCAGUGAGUUUAGCUCGCAUCUCAGCAACUCCUAGUGCUUCCAUUACAUGGUCACAAGCCCAAAGUUUCUUUGCACUCUGACCAUAUCUACACAGAUGAGUGGGGAAUGUAAAAUGUCCCCAACUUUUAAAUAAGGAUAUGUUGUCUUUACUGUAAAAUAUGUUUAGAGCUUUGUUCCAGUACUUUUAGUCAUCAUAUAAGGCGGAUCUAUACCUUAGCUGUGUCCACUACUACAUCAUUGGAUUCUCCAGAAGUACGCCAGAGCUGUAGAAACCCAGCUGAAAGCCCAUAGGAUAUUCACGCCAGGUUUCAGGUUUGUAGAAAUACUUUAUACAUAAGACAUCACAUCGUAUGGAUCCACCUGGAAUGACUGACCUCUUUACAUCGGAAUAUUUUUUUAGUUGAUCGAGCGUGCAUGCAAUUUAACUUGCAACAUUUCUAUAGUACUCAGAAUUAACUUAAUCAUGUGAAUGAUCGAGGUGGUAAUUAGAAUAUUGUCUGGUUCUGUGUGACGCUGUGGUUAUACUCGUCUCUAGUUUGUCUUGAUCCAACAUUUUUAGGCAAUUUUCAGUUUAAGGCCAUACCGGAGUGUGGGGCUUAGCUCCUUAGUUCCAGAUAUUAAUGACACCAAAUGCAAGGAGAUCAGCAUUAUUAAGCAAGGUUUGUGGCUUCAGUUAUUUACACUACAUCUUUAUCAAUUCCCCUUCCCUCAUCAUCUCGGUGUUAUGCUUGUGUGUGUUCCUAUACAUUUUAUGGUAUUCUGUGAGGACUUGGAUAUUUGUUACACUUUAGCAGUAAAGGCUUCAUUGCUUUUUAAGCAUUUCUAACAAGUCCUGGUCUGGCCUGUUGAAGUGUGUGGGUGAACAAGUAACUAAGAUCGCAUUAUACCUGCCAUGCCUUAAUGGCAGUUAUAAUGCCCUGAAGGGAUGGUGGUGAUUCAUCACUGAAUGGGUUGGGCAGUUUAUUUAAGAAGCUAUUUUCACAGGCUAAUGUAGUAACAUCUUUCUUUUUCCCCUUCUGCAGAAAUGACAAAACUGAUGGGGUUUGGUAAUUCCUCAGUUUUGAGACCAGCAGGUUGAAACUCUGAAAAGUGGAUGCUGGAAAGUUUUCAAGUCAGUCUUUGGAAGGCAGUUGCCCCCACCCACACACAGGAAGCUGUAGGCUAAAGCAGCAGUGGACAGUUGCUGCUAUGAAGGUGAAGGACUGUGAACUAUGAUGUUGGACAUGCGCACAGGACUCCUAUGUCUGACUAGUUUAAAAUUUCAGCGUUGAUGGACUUUCAGUGGGGAUUAAAAUGUGUU
Clarias gariepinus (North African catfish) is the source of this 3178-nucleotide messenger RNA. RefSeq names its product heterogeneous nuclear ribonucleoprotein A0a (gene hnrnpa0a). The transcript has 3 exons. Bases 60 to 995 code for a protein of 311 amino acids. Lineage: Eukaryota; Metazoa; Chordata; Actinopteri; Siluriformes; Clariidae. The record is from RefSeq and is a predicted model, not a curated record. Gene Ontology annotation, molecular function: RNA binding.